AUGCUACUAAUAUUCGCCGGUGAAUAUACAAAGGCGAUGAACAAAGAUUGGCACAGCGACCAUUUUUGCUGUUGGCAAUGCGAUCAGACACUUACCGGACAAAGAUAUAUUAUGCGAGAUGAGCAACCGUAUUGCAUCAAAUGCUACGAAGAUGUGUUCGCAAAUCAAUGUGAUGAAUGUGCAAAACCGAUUGGAAUCGAUUCAAAGGUGAGGCGAUAA
Molecule: messenger RNA, 219 nt
Organism: Cooperia oncophora
Lineage: Eukaryota; Metazoa; Nematoda; Chromadorea; Rhabditida; Trichostrongylidae
Source: the annotation of a GenBank genome assembly